CACAUGAUGGCGCCUGGUCUUGCCCACUAACAACAAACUACUAGAACGUUCAUACUUUUUAAACUGCUUAGUCCUCUAAACACAAACAAAAAUGUUCCUCGCAGUGGCCAAGACAAUGUUUUAGCUUCUUCAGUGGGGAAUCAACAACGAAGGAAGCAGACAUGUACCGCAGUGUGUUGCUGUUCAUCUUCAUAGUGAGCUGUGCGUGGUUAUCUUACCAUGGGGUGUCAUCAAGGAGAUCAUUCACCAUAGACUACAAAAACAACUGUUUCCUAAAAGAUGGGAAGCCCUUUCAGUACAUCUCAGGCAGUAUCCACUACUCCAGAAUUCCACGCUUCUACUGGAAGGAUCGUCUGCUCAAGAUGUACAUGACUGGGCUUAAUGCCAUCCAAGUGUAUGUGCCCUGGAAUUUCCAUGAAACAGUAGAAGGGGUCCACAACUUCUCAGGAGACAGGGAUUUGGAGCAUUUCUUGGAUCUGGCCAAUCAGACAGGUCUUUUGGUUAUCCUGCGCCCAGGCCCAUACAUCUGUGCCGAAUGGGAGAUGGGGGGUUUGCCGGCGUGGUUGCUUAAUAAGCCAACCAUUGUACUUCGCUCCUCUGAUACAGACUAUUUACAGGCAGUCACUAAUUGGUUUGCUGUUCUCCUCCCCAAACUGAAGCCUUGGCUGUAUAUUCAUGGUGGAAACAUCAUUAGUGUCCAGGUUGAGAAUGAGUAUGGAAGCUACUACGCUUGUGACUACAACUACAUGCGUCAUCUGCGGACUCUGCUGCGAGUAUUUCUGGGUGAAGACACCAUCCUUUUCACCACUGAUGGAAACACAGACAAAGAGAUGAGAUGCGGGACCCUACAGGGGUUAUAUGCCACUGUGGACUUUGGCACAGGCGACAACAUAACUGAAGCCUUCAGACGACAACGGCAGUUUGAACCUCAAGGUCCAUUGGUCAAUUCAGAGUUUUACACUGGCUGGUUGGAUCACUGGGGAGAUCAGCAUGCUAUGGUUGACACUCAGAAGGUCAGCAGAGGGUUAGCAGAGAUGCUAGCCAUGGGGGCAAACGUCAACAUGUAUAUGUUUGAAGGCGGCACCAACUUUGGCUAUUGGAAUGGUGCUGAUCACGACACCAGGUUCCGUCCUGUGGUGACUAGUUACGAUUAUGAUGCCCCGCUUACUGAGGCAGGGGACCUCACGGAGAAGCUGUUGGCCAUCCGAGACGUCAUUAAACUGUUUAAAGCCAUUCCCCUUGGACCCAUGCCACCUGCAACUCCCAAAUUUGCCUAUGGUUUUGUGACACUAAAAAAGGUGGGCAACAUCAGCAGCUUGUUGGACACUCUUUCCCCCAUGAAGCCUGUUCAGUCUCAGUACCCUUUGACCUUUGAGGAUCUCAAGCAGUUCUAUGGAUACAUGCUUUACCAGACCAUACUACCCCGGGACCUCUCAGAGCCCACGCCGCUCAUCACGCCAAUGAAUGGUGUUCAUGACCGUGCGUAUGUGUCUGUCAAUGGGGUUUUCCAGGGUCUCUUGGAGAGAGACACUGUACUGGUGAUGAACGUCACUGGACGGCAGGGGGACCUUGUGGACAUCCUUGUGGAGAACAUGGGCAGGGUUGACUUUGGCAGCCAUAUUAAUGACUACAAGGGGAUCCUCAGCAACCUGAUCUUGGGUCAGGAUGUACUAACUGAUUGGAAGAUGUACCCUCUGGGUAUUGAUGGCGCUAUUGCUGCUGGAUGGCCUCACUCACUCGACAAAGAGUCCCUUCCUAACCUUAAAGGCGGACCUUCUGUCGGGCCUACUUUCUACAUGGGAACAUUGCAGCCUAAUGGUGUAGCGUGGGACACCUUUCUCAAACUUACAAAUUGGACAAAGGGCCAGGUUUGGAUUAAUGGUGUGAAUAUGGGGCGAUACUGGCCAGCCAGGGGCCCGCAACAGACCCUCUAUGUUCCUGGACCCUUGCUGAGCACCACUAUGCCCAACAACAUUACAGUGUUAGAGCUGGAGGGGGCACCAGCGCAUUUAAGGGUACUCUUCAAGGACACACCUCUGCUCAAAGUUGCAACUGACAAGUUAUGACGAUCGAGUUUGUAAGCCAGACAGCAACAGCCGGCCCAUGCUUUUGUGUUUUGUAUAUCAAAGAUUUGAUUAGGUCCACACAGGAAAAGAAACAACCCAGACUACCACACUGAUAUCAACUGUUUUGUUGGGUUUGAACAAAAAUGCAACAUUACAUGAUUAAUUUAUAGCAAAUCUCUAUAGAGCGACACACUGCUAUUCUCGAGACAGUUGUGUGUGGGUUCGUGUAGGAAUUUAGACAUUUCACUUAAUGACAUUACAACUUUAUUCCUCUACUAUGGCUGCCCCCAAAAUACAACUAUAUUCUAGUUUUAUUCUUUGGAUAUUACAACUUGUUUCUUAUCAUUUUACUUUUUUUUUCCCCCCUCAGUGUGUAAAUCACAGCACCUUCACAGUCCAAAAAUGAUGUAAUGACUAUUUAGAUUUUGUACCAAAGGCCCAUGAGGGUAAAAUUGGAUAUUUAUAAUGUAUUUUUCAAGCAGAUGCUGUUUAAGUGUGAACUUGCUGUCUACACAGACCUGUGAUCCAUUGUACUUUUAUUUUUUUACGCCAAAAAACUGCAGUCCCCAACCUUUCUGAGCCCAUGUACCAGAUAAUAGCGUGGUUUGAUGUGUGUGGGUGACAGAUGCAGCAUGUUUUUACCUGAUUGGACGGGAAUGAUCUUCAAUACCAUUGUGAAAAAUUCUGGGGGUUACUUUUCAUUUUAAUCCGAAAAGACAAAACAACUAACUUCUCCCCACACACAACGAGCACAUAUGUGGUGUCGCCGUCAUUUCCAAAACUGAUAUACAUUUACAUAAAAUUUUAUGUAGUUAUUUACAAAAUUGUUUUGUUUUAUUUUUUUUACUUUUUUUUAAUAAUCAUUGCUUCUCAAAGAUUUCCGUGGCCUGGUUCAAGCAGCCCAUUGGUACCCGGUGGUUGGGACCCUCUGCCAUAAAGGACACAGCCAUAUUAGACAAAGUCCUAUUAGAGGUACCUUCCUGUUAGCUCUUUCCUGCUGGAAUGUUCGCUUUUCUAUGUGCCUGCACACAUGGAGGGGUGCAGAAGGAAAAAUCGAGGUAUUGGAAUGGGAUCUUUCCCUGCAGAGACUCUCCACAUUGCCAACACCUCCUGGUGAUAGGUACAUACAACAACACAAAAUGACAAAUCAGACACUGAGUGGACAUUUUCUGGCAUAGUAUGUACACACAAUGAGGGUCUUACUUGAUGUUCAACAGGCUGGCUCCUGCUGCGGCUGCUUGUUGUGCCAAUCUCUUCUCAGCUGCCAAAGCUCUCUGUUGUAAAAAUGAAAUGUAUUGUACAAAAUAUUGGAAUAAAUGAUAAAUUACAUGCAUGAACUCACCUUUUCGCGAUCAGAUAACGCAGCAAACCUCUUCUUUUCCUCUUCUUCCAGCUCUUGUUUCCUCUUCUCAUCCUUCUGUGUUUUUUCCCGCUGUUUUCUCAGCGCCCUUUGAGCCUUCUUCUUCUCCAUCUUCACAGAUUCAA
This is a messenger RNA of Dunckerocampus dactyliophorus (ringed pipefish), 3551 nucleotides long. RefSeq names its product galactosidase, beta 1-like (gene glb1l). Gene Ontology annotation, cellular component: vacuole. The record is from RefSeq and is a predicted model, not a curated record. Gene Ontology annotation, molecular function: beta-galactosidase activity. Bases 162 to 2066 code for a protein of 634 amino acids. The transcript has 16 exons. Lineage: Eukaryota; Metazoa; Chordata; Actinopteri; Syngnathiformes; Syngnathidae. Gene Ontology annotation, biological process: carbohydrate metabolic process.